This is a messenger RNA of Bombina bombina (fire-bellied toad), 3532 nucleotides long. RefSeq names its product tudor domain containing 7 (gene TDRD7). The transcript is spliced from 17 exons. The coding region runs from base 314 to 3532 and encodes 1072 amino acids. The record is from RefSeq and is a predicted model, not a curated record. Gene Ontology annotation, biological process: spermatogenesis; lens morphogenesis in camera-type eye; lens fiber cell differentiation. Lineage: Eukaryota; Metazoa; Chordata; Amphibia; Anura; Bombinatoridae.
CAUACACACUUUGCUUGUGGAAAGGGCGGAUCAGGAACACACAAGUGACUGUGCGGUGACCGAUUAAACGGAGAAACGAAACUGAUAGCGGUAACUAGGAUACACCCGGUCUUUCCAUCAUACAGAUUCUGCUUGGCCUAGCUUGGCUCUGGGUCUGCUGUAAGGGGCCUGGCCCGGUUGCGGGUAAUGUGGGUGUCCACAGCAAGGUACCUGAGGCUGAAGUGUCCGCGACAGCGGUAACGAUUCGGUCUGCUGAGUGAGAGCAGAUAGUGAUCCUCUAUACAGCUGGCAUUGGAGACACAGGUACUUCAAGAUGCUGGAAUCGGAGAAGGAUCUGGUUGCGAAGAUGUUGAGGGCUGUAUUGCAGGCAAAUAAACAUGGUGUACCUCUAUCUCGGCUGCAAGGAGAAUACAAGUCACUUACCGGAGAGUUUAUUCCUUUUAAGGCAAUGGGCUUCUCUACACUGGAGGCAUGCCUGAAAGCCAAUCCUUCUGUAGUAAAAGUUGAAGUUAGUCGUGUUGGUGAGGUCACCUGUUUUGCGGUGGUUAAUAAAGAAACAGCCCAAAUUGCUGAGCUUGUUGCACGCCAGAGAAGUUCAAAAAAGAAAGCUGGAGGGCAAGUGAACUGCUAUAUGAGGCUGAAAUCUAGCUCUUCUGUCACACACAUAGGAAAGCCUAAAGCAACUCUCCGAAAACCUGGAUUCUCAUCUCAGCAAGAAAAGCCUAUGAGAAGACCAGCACCUUUAUCUGCAAGAGGCAGAGUGAACGUGUGGAGCAGCAGGCCUGCUCCUGAAUCUAUUCCCCUUGUUGCUCCUCCAGUGUAUGUUACCGGAAUUCUUAGAGAUGUUCCAAUGCAGAGGCACCCGUCUGUUGUACACAGGCCUGAAAGAAAAGCAACUCUUCCACCAAGAUUCCAAAAAGAUGGUAGUCCGGUUGUUUUUCAUUCAUCUCAAGUGGAUUCAAAUGCUAACAACAUGCAAGCAAUGAAAACGUCUCUUCUUGGCAGCCUCCCUCCCAACCUUUCAGUGGUUCAGAGCAAUCUCCGAGAGCUUUUUGGCAAAUACGGCAAUGGCGUUUGGAUGUCCAAAUUACCUCACCUGUACAGAUUCACUUUUAAACAGGAUUUAAAUGAUGAAGUGCUGAAGCAGAUUGUGAACUGGUCUCACAUUUGCACGGUCCAGAAGCUUACAAUCAAUGGUCAACUAGAGACUGUCUUAUACCCCCAAACCAAAAAAACACCAACUUCUGUAAAACCUCCCCAACAGCGUAGCAGUGAUCAAGUUAAAGCAAAUGUGUCUCCCGUUCAUACAAAAUCACCCUCUCACCAAAAACAAACUGCAAGCACGGUCAGUGAUGCUGAACUUAAGCAGAACAUUUCAGAAAUUUUAAAAAAGUACAGCAAUGGUCUUUGGUCUCAUGCACUACCCAAGGUCUUUGAGGAUACAUUCAAAAAGCAGUUUCCCCCUGAGGUUCUUCAAAAUCUGGAUUCACUUUCCGAUAUAUGCACAGUCGACCUUGUUUCUGGGGAGCCUUACAAAGCAAUCCUUUAUGCAAAGACUUCUUUAAAUGAGGAUCAUACUGUCUCUGCUAACAAAAGUAUAGAUAAUAAAACCUCAACGAGAGAACAAGAAGCAGAGCCCUUACCAAUGGAACAAUUAUCAGAAGAGAGUUCUGCAGAUUUAAUACCUCCACCUUUAGUAAUACCUUCAGAAGCUUCCCCCUCUGUACUAGUUGUAGAAUUAAGCAACACUAAUGAAGUGGUUGUAAGAUAUGUUGGACAAGAAUAUUCUGCUGCACAAGAACGUUUGGAGGAUGACAUGAAAGAAUUUUAUAGUAAAAGUUCGUUAUCUGUACCUGUCAGUUCUUUAAAAACUAAACAGCUUGUGGCUGUACGUGCAGAGGAGGAUGCAUGGCUGCGUGCUCAGAUAUCUUCAUUUGAGGGCAACAAAAUAAAAGUCUUCUAUGUUGACUAUGGGUUUGGUGAAGUAGUCGACAGUACUAAAAUAUGCAGGUUGGAUAAACAAUUUUACUCACUUGCAUUCCAAGCUACAAAAUGCAGAUUAGCAGGGUUGGAAGCCUUUUGUGAAGACAGUAUAAUUUUGAAGGCUGUGGAGUCUAACGCCUGCGGAAAGAUAUUGGCAGUGGAGAUACUGGAAAAGAGUGAACAACCUCUUGUUGUCCUAUAUGAUACUUCAGGGGAUGAUGAUAUAAACAUAAAUGCAAUGUGUCUUAGGGAACUGUGUGACAAGUCACUGACUAUACAAUUAAAGGCUAAUUCUUCAUACACAAAUGUGGUUGUAACCAAUGUCUGUUCUGAUGGAACCUUAGUCUGCCAAGUGCCCUCUAAGGGUUUGACCAAACUUUCUGAGAGUUUACAGAAGAUUGAAAGUUACUUUAAUUCAAUGCUUGUUACAUCAGAAGUUUUUGUUUCCCUUCCAUUCUGCGGUAAAAUGUGCUUGUUCAAUUGCAAAGGAAAAUGGUCACGUGUUGAGAUAACAAGUGUCCAUAGUAGUCGAGCCCUUGAUGUUCAGUUCUUAGAUACAGGAACAAUAGCUUCUGUGAAAGUGUCAGAGCUACGAGAAAUUCCAACUGCCUUCCUUCGUGAUUUUAUCUCUAUUCCGCCACAGGCUGUUAAAUGCUGUUUAGCAGAUCUUCCACUCAACAUUGGAAUGUGGACUCCUGAUGCAGUGCUUUGGCUAAGAAAUACAGUCCUAAAUUGUUCAGAAUGUAGUAUUAAGAUUGUCAAAAUGGAUGAGACAAAGGGUAUGGCAUAUGUUUAUCUUUUUACCAAAAAGAAUUGUCCAGAUCCCGAGAAGAGUAUAAAUCGUCAAAUCACAAAUGAAGAGUUGUGGAAACACCAAAAGGAUGUAUUUCUUAGUAUAAACUCUGGUGGAGCCAGUAUGGCAAAAGGUAAAAGUGAUGCUACUACUCAUGGACCAGGAGCAGCUCAUGUAGUACCACAUAAAGAACCAUCAAUUGCAGUGAAAAAAAUCAUAGAACAAGAUGACACUGUAACGCACUUAGAUUUACCACCACCUUUAUCUCUGCCGAAGCCUGGUGAGCACUUGGACAUCUUUGUGUCACUGGCCUGUCACCCUGGUCAUUUUGUCUUCCAAUCAUGGCAAGAAUUGCACAAGUUAGAGGUUCUUAUGGAAGAAAUGCUACUGCAUUACAGCACAACAGAAGAGAAACUUGUGACGCUAGAGAAAAACAAAAUAUAUGCCGCAAAGGUAGACAACAAGUCUCUCUGUAAGGAGUGGCGUCCAUCCAUACAGUGUGAGCUGUCUCCCUGCCGGACAGCUAGAGAUGCAGGUGUUAAAUGUGAACAGUGGUCUGAGGAGGCGUCUAUCGUUUUCAGAAAUCAUGUGGAGCAGAAGCCACUUGUAGCACUUGUUCAAACAGUUUAUGAGAGCAGUAACCCUUGGGAUCGGAAAGUGGUUGCAUACAUUGUUGACACAUCAUUACCAGACACUGACAUAUGGAUUCACGAUUUCAUGUCUGAAUAUCUUGUUGAGCUCAUGAAGGCUGAAUAG